This is a messenger RNA of Rubroshorea leprosula, 2279 nucleotides long. The record is from the annotation of a GenBank genome assembly. NCBI's taxonomy places the organism in Eukaryota, Viridiplantae, Streptophyta, Magnoliopsida, Malvales, Dipterocarpaceae.
UUGUGUUAGAGGCCGAAAUUCUUGAGACCAAACGGAAAAAUAUACCAGGCAAUCAAUAUAGAUACUCUCAGGGCUCAAAAUUUGGAAACUUGGCCAUUUUUUAAUCAGGUUACAGCAAAUUUAGUGCCUCUAAAUGCAAGAAGGGUGGCUGUUAAAUUUGACUAUUUCAGAAUUGCUGGUCUGAUACCAAUUAAGUCUCCAGGAAGUGGGCGUGGACAGUUGGAAAUUACAUACUUGGAUGAGGAGAUAAGAAUAUCAAGGGGUGAUAGAGGGAACUUGUUCAUUCUGAAGAUGGUAGAUCCAUCUUAUCGAGUCCCUCUCUAGAGCAGCUGCAACAAAGGACAGCAAAACCUUGUUGAGAUGUUCAUCAAUGGGUUUUCAAAUUGUAGACUUCAGAAAAAAGGACUUGUUUCUUGAUAAACUCCAGCAAGUAAGAAGCUACUUAAAUGAAGCUUUGAUCAUCCGGUUUUCAAUUUUUUUUUUUUUACUAAACUAUUUUGAAAUCAAGUUACAUUGAUCCAUAAAGAAGGUUCUCUCAUUGAUUAUUUUUCUAUUCAUAAGGUUUAAAAUCGAAAUCUUAUUUAAGGAUAAUUAAACUUCUUUGACUUCGACUAAUAAAUUGUUAGUAUCAUCGAGAUGACACAGCCAUUUCUCAUUCAUCUUCGUUGAUGGCUCCUUCUUCCCUCUCCUCCCUCUUCCUCUCCCACACCUUCCCGUCCCUAACGCCCAACCGCCACUCUCUCUCCCGGCGGAGCACCCUCCCUCCACUCCCUCAAACUCUCGCCUUCUCCACAAAGUCAACGGAGAGCGAUAACCUCACUACCGCCCCUCCUCCACCGCCCGAGGAAACUUCUUCUUCUUCCCCUUCAUCGGAGAGAAAGUCUUUUUCCGUCGCUACGGGGGAGCUAUUCUUGGGAAUCACAAUGAGAUUGCUAAAAACUAGUAAUAAAGGGUUCUCCGUCUCCCAGAAUUCUGGGCCAAUUCCUGUUCUGGAGAUACCUAGGCAGAAAAGCAGGAAUGGUCGGAGUGGUCGAAGCAAUGGGAGAUAUGAUGAGGAGAGAAUCGGGGUUGUGAUGGAGGAUGAGAUAGAGCCGGAUGUUGUUAUCUGGGAACAGAGAGUUAAGGAUAUAGAGGCUGAGAAGGAGAAGAGAGUGGUGACAAGCCCUGGGUUCAGUUUUUCUGCUGCUGGUCUUUUGUUUCCUUAUCAUCUUGGGGUUGCUCAAUACCUCAUUGAGAAGGGUUACAUUAAGGAAACAACACCGCUGGCUGGUUCAUCAGCUGGUGCCAUCGUCUGUGCAGUGAUUGCUUCUGGUGCUACCAUGCAGGAUGCCCUAGAAGUGACUAAAACCCUGGCUGAAGAUUGUCGGCUUAGAGGAACUGCAUUCCGGCUUGGGGGUGUACUUCGAGACGUUCUUCAAAACUUUCUGCCUGAUGAUGUUCAUACGAGGUCCAAUGGGAGGGUUCGUGUUGCUGUAACUCAGAUUCUCUGGAAGCCAAGGGGUUUACUAGUUGAUCAGUUUGACUCCAAGGAAGAUCUCAUCAAUGCAGUCAUCACAUCAUCAUUCAUUCCAGGCUACCUUGCGCCAAGGCCAGCAACAAUAUACCGGAAUCGACUCUGCAUUGAUGGGGGUUUGACACUCUUUAUGCCACCAACAUCUGCUACUAAGACGGUCCGAGUUUGUGCCUUCCCAGCCACUAGAAUGGGACUGGAGGGGAUUGGAAUUAGUCCAGACUGCAAUCCUGAAAACAUCGCUACCCCUAGAGAGCUUUUCAAUUGGGCUCUGGAGCCAGCAGAGGAUCACAUUCUUGAUAGAUUUUUCGAGCUAGGAUAUCUAGAUGCAGCAGUGUGGGCUGCUGAGAACCCAGUUGACAAAGUAGUUGAAGAUGGCACUCCAACCGUCAAAAAUGGUUCUGCAUGGUAGCUCAUUGGAAGCUCAUUCAUCCUAGCUACUUUCACAUUGGUGGCAUUUUGCAGCAAUUCUUGUCCCAGACUUACCUGUUCACUCCAAUUCACAUUGCAGCUUGGAAGCCUUGGAUAGGUGAAUUUUUCAUAAAUCCUAGACCUGAGCUUAAAAGACACUAGUUACAUCAUUUUAUAGUAACUUUGUACCGAUGAAAAUGUCAAAUUACCAGAUUGCCCUUUUGAACUUGGGUUCUGAGUGUUGAACUCCACUCAAGUUAAGUAUACAAGGGCUGGUUAAGGGGAAGAAAAGAAUAAAAUUGUAUAAUUAUUGUAAGACAUCAUGUUACAAUUGCAAAAAGAAACAAUUUGUACCUAU